AUGAGUUCUCCUGCACUAGGUCGGCUCAUGCCGGCAGUCUCAAGAUUGGCUACAAAAGCAAUUAUUGGAUCGCGGUCAUCAAUCACGGCCCAGCUAGGCCAAUGCACUUACCCUGCUGCAAGGUCAUUUUCUGCGAGACCUGCCUGCUUGGUAAAGAAAUACACAGAAGAUCAUGAGUGGAUAGAGCUCGACAGCGAUGGCAAGACAGGAACCAUAGGCAUUACCGAGUAUGCGGCUAAGGCCCUGGGAGAUGUAGUCUACGUUGAGCUUCCGGAGCUCGGCAUGGAAGUGACGAAGGGCGACACAAUCGGCGCAGUCGAGUCCGUCAAGUCUGCCUCCGAUAUCAUGACGCCUGUGUCAGGCAAGAUCUCAGACCAUAACAAGCUGUUGGAAGAGAAGCCAGGAACGAUCAACAAGAGCCCCGAAUCUGAGGGUUGGCUGGCGAAGAUCGAAGUCAGUAAUCUGAAUGAACUCGACAGUCUCAUGAGCAAAGAGGACUACGAUAAAUUUGAGAAAGAAUGA
Fonsecaea erecta is the source of this 522-nucleotide messenger RNA. RefSeq names its product glycine cleavage system H protein. The transcript is spliced from 3 exons. Gene Ontology annotation, cellular component: mitochondrion; glycine cleavage complex; cytoplasm. NCBI's taxonomy places the organism in Eukaryota, Fungi, Ascomycota, Eurotiomycetes, Chaetothyriales, Herpotrichiellaceae. The record is from RefSeq and is a predicted model, not a curated record. Gene Ontology annotation, biological process: glycine decarboxylation via glycine cleavage system; protein lipoylation. Bases 1 to 522 code for a protein of 173 amino acids.